AUAUUCGACCCAUCAAAAAAUCUAAUACUCUAGUUUACUAAACAUACAUCACUAGUACUAGUACCACUACCAUCCAUCUAUCAUUUCUCUCAUUUCUAAACUAUGGCUACUGCAGUCAGUGCUGCAGUCUCUCUACCAUCUUCCAGCUCAACUUCGCUUUCCACCAGAACGUCUUUCAUUUCUACUGACAGACUUAGCUUCGCCAAGGUUCCUUUGACAUUUAGAAAUGUAUCCAGUGGGGGGAAACUGGUAUCUAUUAGAGCUCAGGUGACAACAGAGGCUCCAGCUAAAGUUGAGAAGGUUUCGAAGAAAGUGGAUAAAGAUAUAGUUACUAAUAAAUACAGGCCUAAGGAACCUUAUGUCGGUAAAUGCCUUCUCAACACUAAGAUCACCGGGGAUGAUGCUCCUGGUGAGACUUGGCAUAUGGUCUUCAGCACUGAAGGUGAGAUACCCUACAAGGAAGGGCAGUCCAUUGGAAUUAUCGCGGAUGGCGAAGACAAGAAUGGGAAACCUCACAAGCUUAGGUUGUACUCUAUUGCUAGCAGUGCCAUUGGAGACUUUGGGGACUCCAAAACUGUCUCAUUGUGUGUAAAAAGGCUUGUUUAUACCAAUGAUCAAGGCGAAGAAGUUAAAGGAGUAUGUUCAAAUUACUUGUGUGACUUAAAGCCAGGGGCUGAUGUUAGUAUAACUGGACCUGUAGGAAAAGAAAUGCUUAUGCCCAAGGAUCCCAAUGCAACCGUUAUUAUGCUUGGUACUGGAACUGGAAUUGCACCUUUCCGAUCCUUCUUGUGGAAAAUGUUCUUUGAGAAGCAUGAAGACUAUGAGUUCAAUGGUUUGGCAUGGCUCUUUUUGGGGGUGCCUACAAGUAGCUCGUUGCUGUACAAGGAGGAAUUCGAGUUAAUGAAAGAGAAGAAACCAGAAAAUUUUAGACUCGACUUUGCAGUGAGUAGAGAACAAACAAAUGCAAAAGGAGAAAAGAUGUACAUCCAGACUCGCAUGGCAGAAUACGCAGAAGAGCUCUGGGAAUUACUUAAGAAAGACAACACCUUCAUCUAUAUGUGUGGUUUGAAAGGAAUGGAAAAAGGAAUUGAUGACAUCAUGGUGUCAUUAGCUGCUAAAGAAGGUAUCGAGUGGAUUGAAUACAAAAGGUCACUGAAGAAGGCAGGACAAUGGAACGUUGAAGUGUACUAAUUUCGGGUUUCUUGUACAAAUGUAUGCCUAUUCUUGAAACUUCACGCUCAAUCCAUAUUUCACUUUUCUCUGCAUUCUGUAGAUAGUUAAUCAACUUCCUUGUGACCCUUCUUUCUUGUAUUACAUUUCAGUUCUUCA
Messenger RNA from Daucus carota subsp. sativus, 1329 nucleotides. Its product is annotated as ferredoxin--NADP reductase, leaf-type isozyme, chloroplastic. Gene Ontology annotation, molecular function: NADPH dehydrogenase activity. The record is from RefSeq and is a predicted model, not a curated record. The transcript has 9 exons. The coding region runs from base 103 to 1191 and encodes 362 amino acids. Lineage: Eukaryota; Viridiplantae; Streptophyta; Magnoliopsida; Apiales; Apiaceae. Gene Ontology annotation, biological process: electron transport chain. Gene Ontology annotation, cellular component: chloroplast thylakoid membrane protein complex.